This is a messenger RNA of Trichoderma asperellum CBS 433.97, 997 nucleotides long. RefSeq names its product Translation machinery-associated protein 22 (gene TMA22). Gene Ontology annotation, molecular function: translation initiation factor activity; mRNA binding. The record is from RefSeq and is a predicted model, not a curated record. Lineage: Eukaryota; Fungi; Ascomycota; Sordariomycetes; Hypocreales; Hypocreaceae. Gene Ontology annotation, biological process: formation of translation preinitiation complex; translation reinitiation.
ACGCAUGGCCUUGUCUCUGGCAUCCCGCAGCUACAAGCUUGAUGCUUGCCUCAGGCGUCGAGCCACCGCCACGGCUGGGAGGAGGAUCCUGCUCCGAUGGCCUUCCACUAAAACAGAGGGAGGUACUUGGGUACCUCGAGCAAUUGACGUCGCCAGUGGGAAGAGCAGCCCCGCCAUGUAUCACUGAAUCUACCCCGCCAUGCGUCUUGGUUGUGACUUUACGUGAAAGAUCAGUACAGAGAGCGCGCGUCUUGCUCUCCUGAACAGCUCAGCCUCUGCCAGCAACCAUGGCAGACACAGAACAAUCCGAGGCGCCCGUGGAGCUGCAGAGCAGAAAUGUGAUUUACUGCGGAGUGUGUACUCUGCCGCCAGAGUACUGCGAGUAUGGCGGCACCGUGAAGAAAUGCCAGGAAUGGCUCGAGAAGCACCACCCGGACAUGUACGCGAGGAUAUGGUCCCCUGAGGCUUUAGAAGCAGCCACUGCUGCUCUCUCCAUCGAUGCGCAGAAGAGAGCUGCCAAGGAUGCGCAGAAGAAGGCUGCCAAGGCCGAGGCUGCGGAGCAGAAGCAGGCUAAUAAGCUGGCCUCGAGCGUCGUAACCAUCAAGCGAAUCGAGAGAAACAAGAAAAAGUUUGUCACAGCCGUUAUUGGUCUGGAAGCUUUUGGUCUAGAUUUGAAGAAGGUUGCCAAGGAUUUCGGAAAGAAGUUCGCAACAGGUUCCUCCGUUACAAAGCUUCCCAGCGGCGGCGAAGAAAUCGUGGUUCAGGGAGACGUCAGCGACGAGCUAGAAGAGUUCAUUCUGGAAAAGUACAAGGAUGUACCAGAAGACAAUAUCGAGCUAGUGGAUGACAAGAAGAAGAAAUGAUAUAUUCCCGCUGAAAUGAAGCUAUCCAAAACGCCUAAUCCCCAGUGGUUUAGUCCAACAAUGUAUUGUGUUGUUACAUGCCCAAACUCCUCAUAGUAUUGCCUGUUGCCAGUAAAACAAAACAAAAAAAAAAA